AUGGAUCGCUCGACAAAAGCGGUUAUGAAAAGCCAAGACAAAUGGAUUGUCCAGUUCCUUAUACCUCAGUGUGGAGCUGUUAAAGGCCUUAAACCUGAAUGGGACAAAGCUUCAGCUAAUAUGUGCGGAAAGGUCAAGUUUGGUGAAGUGAACUGUCAGAAUUGUCCUGAAUUAUGUAGUAAGUAUAAGGUACCACAUUUCCCAUAUAUUUUACAAUUUGGUCCAGAUAAAACAAAAGAGCCUGUCCAAUACAAAGGAGCAUGGAGUGCUGGAGCACUGGAAGAAGCUGCCAAUCAAAUUGCCUAAAAAUAAGUUUUAAGUAAGGAAUAUUGCGUCAGAAUACAACUUGUUUUUAUUUGUCAUAAUUGUGAAACAAUGACUCCAUUGUUAUGGUGUAACUUUUGUGUAAAAAUCUAAUAAAGGAAGAUUUAUAUUUUGUUUAU
Lactuca virosa is the source of this 443-nucleotide messenger RNA. The record is from the annotation of a GenBank genome assembly. Lineage: Eukaryota; Viridiplantae; Streptophyta; Magnoliopsida; Asterales; Asteraceae.